Molecule: messenger RNA, 1145 nt
Organism: Solanum tuberosum (potato)
Lineage: Eukaryota; Viridiplantae; Streptophyta; Magnoliopsida; Solanales; Solanaceae
Product: UDP-glycosyltransferase 79B11-like
Exons: 1
Coding region: 129-512 (127 amino acids)
Molecular function (GO): UDP-glucosyltransferase activity
Source: RefSeq, a predicted model, not a curated record
UCUAAAGAUGUGGUAUCUAUCUCCCUCCAGGUUACCCUUCUACUACUGUGGUGUUGCGUGAAAGUGAAGCUAAGCUGUUAUCAUUUUUAUAUCAUGAAUAUGGCAAGGGGGUGACAUUUCAAGAACGAAUGAAGGGAUUUUCACUAUGUGAUGCAAUAGCUGUGAAAACAUGUAGAGAGAUUGAAGGAAUCUUUUGUGACUACGUAGCAACACUACUUGAAAAGCCAGUCCUUUACAUUGGACCUGUAAUUCCCGAGCCCAAAAAGGAGCAACAUGAAUUAUCAAAUUGGCUCGAGAAAUUCGAACAAGGAUCAGUAGUGUUCUGUGCAUUUGGGAGCCAAAUGAUUCUUGAAAAGAAACAGUUUCAACAACUUGUUUUAGGCUUUGAACUGACUGAGUUACCAUUUCUUUUAGUUGUUAAGCCACCUCAAGGGACAAAUUCAGUAGAAGAAGCCUUGCCAGAGGGAUUCAAACAAAGGGUUCAAGAAAAGGGAUUGAUUCUUGAUUGUUAGGUGCCACAAUUGAAGAUUUUAAGACACAAAUCAGUUGGUUGUUUUGUGACUCACUGUGGUUAUGGGUCGAUGUGGGAGUCUUUGGUGCUGUGUGAUUGUCAAUUGGUACUUUUGCCAAGGCCUAUUGAUCACAUUUUUACUGCUAGGCUUAUGGGACAACACCUUCAGGUUGGUGUAGAAGUGGAGAAGGAUGAAAAUGAUUUGUUUACAAAGGAGAAUUUGUGCAAGGCUGUGAAAUGUGUGAUGGAUAAAGAUAGCCAAAUCGGUUGUUUAGUGAAAGAGAAUCAUAGGAAAUGGAAGGAACUUCUUUCGAGUCCUGGAUUCAUGAGUAACUACAUUGAUCACUUCAUUCAAGACUUGCAUGGACUUCUAGUUGAAAAGACCUAGAUGAAGUUACGAGAAGUGGAUCGACUGUUGAAGUUACGGGGUUGGCAGAAUCUAGUGUAUUCAUGUUAAGAAAUUUACUUUAUAUGUAUGAAUAAUCUACCCCUAACCAAUUGUUGUCCUGUUUUGAAAUUCAGAACCCAUAAACUUAAAAUGUAUCUAAUGAUGUUACUUGCAUUUAUUAGAUGUUUUAUGUGGUGUUUAGGAGUCCUACACAUUUCCUUCAAAUUUAGAACCCUUUUUUGUUAA